UACGCUAAAGUAACCUUCUUUUCUCUCUCUCUAAUUCUGUCCGUCCAUCGCCCAAACCCACAACAACAAACCCAACCCAAAGCAGCUUCUGACGCAGAGCACCAAACCCAUGGCCGAUACUUCAUUGGUCAACUCAAACAAUAUGCAUUCACCCAAACAAAGAUUAGUUUAGAAUAUUCCCUGAUUUGUGCCAAAACAAAUUUCCGAAAAUCUCAGAUCUGCGUGGUUUCUGAAUUUGGGCGUUUUUACGAUGAUUGAUUGUCUGUGUUGAAUGUAUCGUAUCUUCUUUUUUAUUUUUUUUGAAGGGGUACGAACUCGGUCUAUACGCGGAUCGGAUGAUGUGAGUACAAUCUCGAAAACCAUAUAGAAAGACCCAUUGGAAGGAGCUUGAGAGUUUGUUGGGGGUGGGGGGGGAGGCGACGACGAUGGAUGUGGACGAUUUCCGGGUUGUUCUGGAGAGCUGUGGCGUGGACGUGUGGACGUUCAUAGAGACGGCGAUAGCGGUGGCGGCUGCGGACUACGGCGCCGAGCUGAAGCGCCGGAGGGACGGGAUCGUGGAGCGGCUCUACGCGGGGACGUCUUCGUCUUCGUCGGCGGCGGCGGAGCAGCCUCGAUGCCGGAACUGCGACGACGUGGAUGAUCUGAGGCCGGAUAAUUGUCUUGAUGACGUCAAGGCGGCUGCGGAGAAAGGAGGGUCUCCCGGGACGCCGCAGUCGGUGGAGAGAGAGGACGGCGAGGAGUUGGAUCCGUACGCUGGUCUGUUCGACGACGAGCAGAAGAAGAUCCUGGACAUCAAGGAGCACCUUGAAGAUCCUCACCAGUCUGAGGAUUCUUUGGUUGAUUUGCUUCAAACUCUAGCAGACAUGGAUAUAACAUUUCAAGCUCUCAAGGAGACUGAUAUAGGAAGGCAUGUGAAUCGAUUCCGAAAGCAUCAAUCGCAGGAUGUCCGGAGAUUGGUGAAGCUACUAGUCAGGAAGUGGAAGGAUAUUGUGGAUGAAUGGGUGAAGUUGAAUCCACCUGGGGGACGGACAUCCUCUGCUGUAAUGGCUGAUGGAGACUCGCCCCAGCAGAAAAUUCCUCAAAACGGUCAUCAGCAGGUUCCUGAUUUUGGAUACUCCCCAAAUCCACACAAUGGGAGUUCUGGGUCAGACAGGAAUAAUUCAGAAUCCGAGCCAAAGCCGAAAGCGAUUCCUCGAAAAGAAGCUCCUCCUAGACCAGCUCAAUCAACACCUGUAUCUGCUGCCUCUGCACACCAAAAUAGACAAAGAGAACAGAAGGAUUUUGACUCUGAUAAAAAACUGGCUUCAGCAAGAAAACGGCUUCAAGAGAAUUACAAAGAAGCUGAGAAUGCCAAAAGGCAAAGAACGAUUCAGGUGAUGGACAUCCAUGAGAUACCAAAACCCAAGAAUACCUUCUUUGCGAAGAACAAAGGUGGUGGUGGUAGUGUUGGUGGUGGUGGUGGUUCUCACGGGAGGCACUGGUGAAUCAAUUACGGCAAAUCAUACAUACAAAGGUUACAUGAGGGAGGCCUGAAAUUCCCAAACCGGUUUUGCCUCUUGGAUUGUUUUUUCAAGUUAAGGAAGACAAAAACAAUAACACUUUUUUUUUUCUUCUUCCCCUAAUUACUUAAUUAAUAACAAAAAUCAAAAUCGCUUAUUUUGGAA
Alnus glutinosa is the source of this 1664-nucleotide messenger RNA. Its product is annotated as probable mediator of RNA polymerase II transcription subunit 26c. Gene Ontology annotation, cellular component: nucleus. The transcript is spliced from 9 exons. The record is from RefSeq and is a predicted model, not a curated record. Bases 426 to 1484 code for a protein of 352 amino acids. NCBI's taxonomy places the organism in Eukaryota, Viridiplantae, Streptophyta, Magnoliopsida, Fagales, Betulaceae.